Molecule: messenger RNA, 1701 nt
Organism: Desarmillaria tabescens
Lineage: Eukaryota; Fungi; Basidiomycota; Agaricomycetes; Agaricales; Physalacriaceae
Exons: 7
Coding region: 1-1701 (566 amino acids)
Source: RefSeq, a predicted model, not a curated record
AUGACCCCCGCUCUCCUCAAGCCCAUAUGGAUGCCCCAAGACGUCUGGGAUGGUCUGGAAGAUGCUGCGAGAAAUCUUCUCGGAGUGACAGCUAUCGUCAACCCAGAACUUGAAGGCAAUUCAGGCCACCAGAUCCAUAAUGCAAUGUAUGAUGGACCGCACAAGCCAGAUCCUUUUGAUCCCAGGGAACAGGAGGCUGAUCUAUCAGAAGAAAGGUCAUCCACCACCAUACCUGCAGAUCCAUCAACAGGAAAUGUCCCUGGGAGAAGUAGCAAGCCUGUAUCUACUAGGCAAGUUUUAGUACCAUCAGAGUCUGAAGAGAAGCCUUACCAGAAGAGUUUUAAUCAUUCGCUAUGUCCAGUCAGCCCCAGGAUCCGUUGCAUCGCCAAGCGCCAGAAAAUCGUGGUCCAGAUCAAAUCUUGCAACGAAAACAAGCAACCGCCUCACAAGUUGCAAAGAAGAUGCCUGAGAAGAAGGGGAAAUCUGUGGGAACAGAGCAACACCAUAUACAUACACAGAAGUCUAAGCCUGUAUCGCACAUGUAAGAAUGCAACUGUGGCUGUGAGGAAUUCACUGACCAUAGGGCCCUUCAGCGUAAACAGCAAUUCUGCAGCGAAGAAAUCACGUCGCCCACCAACAACAGGAGAUUUCCAUCGGAUGAUGGAUGCUGUUGAUGGCCUACUGGAACGGCAGGCUGAUAUGAUUGAUGUGAUGCACGAGCAGAAUGAGGUGUUGACAAAGCUUCAGGAAGAGCCUAAAAUUGAUUUGGAGAAGUUCCGUGCUGUUUGCAGUGUCAAAACCGGUGACAAGUGGCCAGCUCCAGGAAGAGUCCAUACAAAUGCUGAAACGCACGAAGUCUACAUGACCCCUGUUUUCGAGAAGAAUGUCCUUUAUGAAGAUAAUAUGACAAUCUUCUGCAAGGUUGCUCAUCUAGUCAAAGAGGAUAUCAAGACCAAAUGUCCAGAAGACUUGAAGCACUCGAAGGUUUAUUACACCCAUGAGACUUUGAUUGACUUUGCAAAGGACACUUUUCAUGGCUUCAAACCAAUCGUGCAGGCACAGGUCAACGAGGCAAAGGCAGCAAAGGCAGCUGUUAAUGGUAAAACAUCACGCUGGACUCAGAGGCAUGCAACUGCAUGUUCCCAAUUGCUGAAAGCCACAGGUGAAUAUGAGAAGGAGUAUGGAGUCAAUCCAACUGACCUGCUUGCAAAUGAGUACAUGUCGGAUUAUGCCAGCGGACCAGAAGAUGACGAUGAACUGAAGACUGGCUGGAAGCUUCACAUGGCCAAACUUGCAGGAUUCAACAUUGAAGCAUUGCCAGAAGAUGUAUAUGCUCAGUUGACAUUCUGGGAGCACAUCCGACCAUGCUGGCGAAGUCAAGAGUUCACAGACAUACUUUACCGGCUCAAAGACAAAUACAAUGAGUUGCGAACUGAGCAUGAGAGAAAGAUGGUCUGCCCAAUUCGAGUGAUGAAUAGCGGGCACAACACUGUUGUACCAGCUACCAAGGCACCCUAUAACUUUGGGAUUGAUGAGGCAUGGUGGAACGAGCAUCAAGAUGACCCAGAGUACACUUACCUUCUUUCUGAUUGGAAUCGCUAUGAAGAUCCUGCUGGUUUUGGCUCAAACAAAUUAGAAGAAGCUCAAGGAGAUGGAGACGCACCUUCUGGGGACACAUCUGGAGAAGAAAACCUUGUGUAA